Molecule: messenger RNA, 2130 nt
Organism: Nematolebias whitei (Rio pearlfish)
Lineage: Eukaryota; Metazoa; Chordata; Actinopteri; Cyprinodontiformes; Rivulidae
Gene: tdh
Product: L-threonine dehydrogenase
Exons: 9
Coding region: 125-1249 (374 amino acids)
Biological process (GO): L-threonine catabolic process
Molecular function (GO): L-threonine 3-dehydrogenase activity
Source: RefSeq, a predicted model, not a curated record
ACGCAGAUAACGUUGAAGCCGAGCGCCUCCAGGAAGCAGCAUCUCUCUGUCGCUCUUCUAAAACCGCUCCGACCAGACCGCUUUUCUUUCUUCCCUUUAACUCCUUGUGUCCACCGGUACCAGCAUGCCUGUCAUCAGAACCCUCAGCAAGGUGGCAAAGCAGGCUCUGCUCAGCACCCCGGGGUGCGGCUGCCAACCCCUGACCGUGGCUGUACGAAACAUCAGCUUCUCCCCUCGGCAGGUCACUUCUGAUGCAAGCUUCCACUCUGUUUCCUUCUCAGAAACAGACCACCCCAAGGUGCUCAUCACAGGUGGCCUGGGGCAACUUGGAGUUGGUCUGGCCAAGCUGUUGAGGAAGAGGUUUGGAAAGAACAAUGUCAUUCUGUCUGACAUCAGGAAACCGCCCAGCAAUGUUUUCCACAGCGGCCCCUUCAUUUACUCGGACAUCCUGGAUUACAAGAACCUGCGAGAAAUUGUGGUGAACAAUCGCAUCACGUGGCUGGUUCACUACAGCGCCCUCCUGAGUGCUGUCGGAGAGGCUAACGUGGCCUUGGCACGCUCUGUUAACAUCACUGGGCUUCACAACAUCCUCGACAUUGCUGCAGAGCACGGCCUGCGGCUCUUUGUUCCCAGCACCAUUGGUGCCUUUGGUCCCUCUUCCCCCCGCAACCCCACCCCGGACUUGUGCGUACAGAGACCUCGCACCAUCUACGGGGUUUCUAAAGUUCACGCUGAGCUGAUGGGAGAGUAUUACCACCACCGUUAUGGGUUGGACUUUCGCUGUCUUCGCUACCCAGGAAUCAUCUCAGCUGAUUCUAUGCCAGGAGGUGGCACAACAGACUACGCCGUCCAAGUUUUUCACGAUGCAAUCAAGACGGGAAAGUUUGAGUGCAACUUGAGACCAGACACGCGGCUCCCCAUGAUGUACAUAGACGACUGUCUGCGUGCCACGCUGGAGGUGAUGGAGGCACCAGCUGACACGCUGAGCAUGAGGACGUACAACAUCAAUGCCAUGAGUUUUACGCCCGAGGAACUGGUCCAGGAGCUGCAGAAGCAGAUGCCAGAGCUGGAGGUCACGUACGACGUGGACCCAGUUCGACAGGCAAUUGCUGACAGCUGGCCAAUGAACUUCGACGACUCCAACGCACGGAAGGACUGGGCCUGGAAACACGAUUAUGAUCUCCCAGAGCUGGUCCAGACGAUGCUUAACUACUUUGGCGUGGACACGCGCAUGGCCAGCGCUAACUGAGAUGCUGCAAUGUUAUAGAUGUUGUUCUUUGUACAUAAUGUAAAGAUUGACCAAAGAGAAUAGAGAAACAGAGCUUGUACAUAGUAGUUUUCUCAAUUCUCUGAGCAAAAAUGGGAAAAGGCCCUGCUUGCCUGUGAUACAGCCACCAUGUCUCCAGAAUGUAAAGGUCGGUGCAGGCUAGACAAUCCUCCUUGGUCUUGUAUUUACACCCACUGUGGUCGCUUUUUUUCUUUGAGAUAUUUGCAGAAAAAGCAGUCUCUCAGUGGAAGGGUGUUGCCUGUAUCAGGGUUACCAACAUGGCCUUUAUGCAAACAUCUCAGGAUGAGUAAAAUGACUCACGUUUUUGGGGAAAUGCACAUAAUUUCACAGCAUAACUUUUUGUAUAUCAAGUAAACGGGAAUUUAGUUGGUGCAUUUCUAUGCAGAUUUUCCUAAUGCAUAAGGGCUAGUUUUUUAAGGAUUGUCAGAAUCUAAGGGAUUGACUUGAAGCUCUUGGGGCUAAAAUCAAGAAAGAGGUACAUAUUUUGAUGCUCUUUUCUGGGGGGAAAAAAGCUAAUGAGCCUAAAUAUCUAGAGAUGAUUGUCUGAUGCAGUUCAGCUCAAGAACUCCUUUAAACUGUUUCUGGGUUUAUUCAACUGAUUAUUUAUUCUUUCCCUGUUAAAUGUAAAGAAGCUUAGUUGCCCAAAAGCAUUUAACUUGUUUCUCAGUGUUUCUUUUCACUUCUGUUAUUUAAUAUUUUUCACCAGCUUUCAUACCAUUUUGACACGACGGGGAAAUGUGACUGCGUAGACCACAUCAGCACUUGCCCACGUUUGGUGAUUUCUGUUAGAGAAAUUAAUUUGCAUAUGAGAAAUGUUCUGUUUUCAAUCACAAAAGCUUUGA